This is a messenger RNA of Striga hermonthica, 804 nucleotides long. The record is from the annotation of a GenBank genome assembly. NCBI's taxonomy places the organism in Eukaryota, Viridiplantae, Streptophyta, Magnoliopsida, Lamiales, Orobanchaceae.
AUGGCGAUAAUAGGUGACGCCUUGCGGCAGGCGUUCAUGCCGAAGCACGAGUACGAGAGCCUCCGCGAAGAGGAGAAGGCAUGGCACAAGCUCCACAAGCCGCUGAUUUCCGUCUUGCUUACCCUAAUCUCGCUCGCUGUUUUGAUCUCCACUGUGAUUAGCUUGAAGAUAGUUUUUCCGGAUGACAAUUUGCGGCGCCCCUUCUGCCGCGAUCUUAGGAUUCAGCCUCUGUCGAUCAAUUUCACCGCCGCGGCCGCCGGAGAGGCGGAUCGCCUGCCUGGAGCGUUUGUUUUGACGGAUCAGGAGACAGUUGAUUAUUACUGGAUGGUGGUUUUCGUUCCAUCCGCCAUGGUUUUCGCAGCUUCUGUGGUCUACUUGAUUGCAGGUGGGGUCCGCUGUCUGUCCAUACUGAAUGUGGUGUUUGCCAUCACGUUUGGCCUCCUCGCCCUAUUCCUCGGCUCGACCCUCCUCACCCUUGGCAGCAGCUGCUCUGUGCCCCUCUUCUGGUGCUACGAGAUCUCGUCAUGGGGCAUGGUCAUCCUCCACGGUGGUGCCACUUUCUUCCUCCGAAGAAAAGCGGCUUCGGUGCUCGACGAGGGUGACUUUGCUGGAAGAAAUGUUGGGCUCGAGAUGCUCGAGUCGGGACCCGUGGAGGUUACCCCAGACAUCGAGAGGCGUGUCGACGAGGGUUUCAAGUCUUGGAUGGGCCCAUCUUUCCUGUCGUCGGACGAGGAGGACGAGCCCGACGCCUACUUGGAAGUGCCAAAUGUAUCGCACUUCAACUCCACACGUCAGAGGGUGUGA